AGUCUCCUUUACUUGAGAAGGAAAAGUUUUGUGGCGCUAAUAGUUUUGGGGACUUCACGGCAAUGCAACUCGCAGUACAUUGAGAGCAGAGAAAACGUCAAUCUGUGGACACAGUAUACGCGUCAAACAACUAAGCAAUACGUAAUAAUUUAACAAAGAGGGGAAAGUGAAAAGCUGGGGAACUAGCUGUAGAAGCAUCAUGUUGGGAUGGAGCAAGAAGACAAAACCUGUACAAAAAGAAUCUAAGGCGCAUGAUUCAAAAACGCACGAUACACUACGAAGGCUGGGUGUGCUGGAUGACGAUGACGUGCGGCUGAUGAUGCAGGGCUCCAGCAUGGUGAAGGUGCGCUCCCAGCGCUGGAAGAAGAGCCGCAGCCUUCGCCUGCUGGAGGACGGGGUCACCGUGUGGUGCGAGUCCAGCAAGAGCUCCCGCAAGGCCAAGGACCAGCAGACCUUCUCUGUGGCGGAGGUGGAGUGCGUGCGCGAGGGCUGCCAGUCGGAGGCGCUGCGGGGGCUGGCGGGCUCGGUGCCGGAGGGCCAGUGCUUCACGGUGGUGUUCAGGGGGGCGAGGAAGAGCCUGGACCUGUGCUGCCCGAGCGAGGACGAGGCCAGCUGCUGGGUCCGCGGAAUCCGCACCCUGAAAGAGAGGGUGGCAAAUAUGUCCCAGAAGGAGAAACUCGACCACUGGAUCCGAGGGUACCUGAGGAGGGCUGACCAGAACCAGGAUGGGAAGAUGAGCUACGAAGAGGUGAAGCGGCUGCUGCAGAUGAUCAACAUCGACCUGAGCGAGCAGUACGCCCGCUCCCUCUUCAAGAAAUGUGACCGCUCGGGUGACGGGCGCCUGGAUCACGUGGAGAUUGAGGAGUUCUGCCGGGAGCUGCUGCGGAGGCCGGAGCUGGACGCGGUGUUCCGCCGUUACUCCAGCAACGGCUGCGUGCUGACCACCAUGGAGCUGCGUGACUUCCUGGGCGACCAGGGGGAGGACGCCUCGCUCGAACACGCCCAGAAACUCAUCCUCACCUACGAGCUUAACACCUGGGCCCAUAAACACCAGUUCAUGACGCAGAAUGGGUUCACCAUGUACAUGCUGUCCGUGGAGAAUGACGUGUUCAACCCCAAGCAUGCGGUGGUGUAUCAGGACAUGACCCAGCCUCUAGCCCAUUACUUCAUCUCCUCCUCACACAACACCUACCUCACCAAGGACCAGGUGACCAGUGCAAGCAGCACCGAGCCCUACAUCAGAGCUUUGAACCAGGGCUGCCGCUGUGUGGAACUGGACUGCUGGGAUGGAGACAAGGGGGAGCCAGUCAUAUACCAUGGACACACCCUCACGUCGAAAGUGCCCUUCAAGGAGGUCAUUGAGACCAUCAACGAGUAUGCCUUUAAGGUGUCCCCUUACCCCCUGAUCCUGUCCCUGGAGAAUCACUGCUCAGUGGAGCAGCAGGCGGUGAUGGCCAGACACCUGCGUACCAUCCUGGGGGACAAACUGCUCACCAAGCCCCUCAGCAGCCAGCCGCUGAAAAACCUGCCCUCUCCAGAGGAUCUGAAGGGGCGGAUCCUGGUGAAGGGGAAGAAGGAUAUUCCCCAUCUGGGGAAGAAUGACAGUUGCUCCUUCCCCUCCUCUGGCUCAGAGGACGAGGCAGUGGAUGUGAACAAGACCAAAGGGAAGAAGGACACCGGAAAGCCACCUCAAACAUCCAAGCUGAGCCCUGAGCUGUCUGCCCUAGUUAAUUACUGUCGCAGCGUGCCCUUCCACGGCUUUGAACACGCCUCCAAGAAGCCGCCCAGUGACAUGUCAUCUUUCUCGGAGAGUGACGCCCUCAGACACAUCAAGGACUCAGGGAAGCUGUUUGUCCGGCACAACAGCAAGCACCUCAGCAGGAUCUACCCCUCCGGCCAGCGCCUCCAGUCCUCCAACUACGACCCCCAGGAGAUGUGGAACUGUGGCUGCCAGAUGGUGGCGCUCAACUUCCAGACGCCAGGCGAGCAAAUGGACCUUAACCAAGGCCGCUUCCUGCAAAAUGGCCGCUGCGGCUAUGUUCUCAAGCCUGGCUUCCUGUGUCACCACAACUCCGACUUCAACCCUGAGAACACAGGCGGUGGACCCGGACACAUCCCAACUACGCUGACCGUUCGGGUCAUCUCGGCCCAGCAGCUACCGAAACUGAACACAGACAAGCCCAAUUCCAUUGUGGACCCACUUGUGUGGGUGGAGAUUCAUGGGGUUGGCAUUGACAACACCCGUGACAAAACCCACCGCGUUGAUAACAAUGGUUUUAACCCCUGCUGGGACUGCACCCUGACCUUCCAGGUGCAAGUCCCAGAGCUGGCCCUGGUGCGCUUCGUGGUGGAGGACCACGACCACACCUCCAAGAAUGACUUUGUAGGCCAGUUCACCCUGCCCUUCUCCAGCCUCCGAACAGGUUACCGGCAUGUUCACCUGCUGAAGGCUGAUGGCUCCAGUCUGUCUCCUGCCACUCUCUUCAUCCAUGUCAUGGUGUCCCGCAGAGGUGUCCCAAUCAGGACUGUGUCCAAACGCAUGGCGUGACCCCUCCGUCCCUCUAACCCCGCAUCAGCUGAUACACCUGGGGGAGAGUCUCCUCACAGGGGUGGAGAUGGAGGGCUAUGUUUGCCUCUGCCAGUACUCGUCUUAGCACCUGUGCAAAUCAGUAACUUCCUGCUUAGGAAAGGAGGUCAUCAUUGUGUUGGCCACAGUGGAGGUCAAAACUGGCUGGUUGCUGUAUGUGUUUGUAUGAAGGGAGUUUUCCAAUAGGCCUGCACACCAGAUGAGACUUGUUCAUUCAGCCAUUACUCCACAGGGAUGCUGGGAGCUUGCAGUGUUAUGUCAAUGGUCCACGUCCAUGUCCUUAUACCAGGAGCUGGAACUAAUUUUAGAAGGUUUUUACAUGUUUUAGUUUGAGUUUUAAUUCAGAGAAACUUAGCUUUUACUAAAGUGGUGGACUAAUCAAUUGCCUAUAAUGUCAGAUCUUAAACCAUAGUGACAACCUGUGAAAACACUGAGAUGAAGAAUAUUGACCCUUUUAUCAGCUAGCUGUCUCCCUUGCCAUUGAUCAGAUGCUGGGCUUUCCACUGGUGACAUGCAUGGAUUUUACUCCUACAGACAAUCUGGCUACAUUCAUGUAUGGAAGUUAGUUGGUUCUUAGAGGGGACAUUUGUGUUGAUCCAUGGAGAGUCAGAAAAAUAUUGACAAGAUUAAAUGUAUUCACUAAGGGUUUAGAGAAAAUGCAGUGAAAGGUAUAGGAUUUUACAGUUCUCCAAGAUCCUCUGCAUUGAAGUAGACAUUGAUCUGUAACUGUAGCUUUAAAUCUGCAGCAGUUCUGAAUUUGGCAAUUCUGUGCUCUGAUCGUGUCAAAGGCUAUUGUUAGGACCUUUUCUGAGUGAAUGUCCCAUGUAUGAAGCAGAUAUUGUGGGGAAUGGUUCAAGUCAUAGAAAGGCCAUCUUGCACCCUACAGAGCUGUUCCCUGGCUUCACAAAGGCAUUUACCAGAGGCCCUGCAUUUACAUCAUCUGUACUGAAAAACUCUUCUGGGGACUAAAGAAUGGUAAAUGGUGUCUCUAUUCACUCACUUCCCUGGGUUUAAUGUGACCCCUGGCUUUACCAUCAUGUCCUUAUUUUAAAAAGGCAUUGUGUAUUUUUUUAUAGUCACAUUAUCUCAUUUCACAUAUGCACUUAUGUCUGUGGUUUCAGUUUUCUUGUAGAUUUACUACAAGUGUGUAUAAAAGCCAGGUCUAAGGUUAACUGCAUAGACAGUAUGGUGCUUAGAAUUAUGAGAGUAAUGUAUUUUACUAUAUUAUGAAAUAUUGUCUGUAGAAAAUGAUGUAAAGUGAUCUGUUGCAUGAUGUAUUUCUUAGUUUAAAGUGUAUUUUGUAUGCUUUAGGUUAGAAAUAUUCAGCAUAACGUAGAUAAAUUUUAAUAGUAUAUUUUAAAAUGUAUUCCUUUUUUUCCAAACAAACCCCUGUAGGUCCACAUUGUAUAAUGGCCCUCAAUACAACUAGAUCAUUAGUGACCUGAAUUGACAAACUCAUUCAAAAGGCUAGAAUGUUUUUUUUUGUUUGUUUGUUUUAUGGCACAAUUUAAAUGAUUAGCUGAUAUGUCAUGUGCAAAAUAUCUGCUUGGUUGGCUUGAUACAGGCUUUUUUUAGCGAUUGAGAGCAGUGUAGUUUAGCCAAAACAGGGGUGUGGCUAAUAUGGGUCCUACGCAGAAUCGGUAGUUCUGAAGCCCAAAGGCUACAGAUUUGAGAGAUAGCUGCCAGAAAUAUGGCACAAUGUCUUAAAUACCCAAUAGCUGAGGGGAAUUUGUGAACAGCUCUCCUAAACAUUGGCCUAAACUCAGAUAUGCUUUCUUAUUUAACAAUUUCAGUUCAAGUGAACCUGACAUUGUUUUACUCGUAAAUCUGAAGGAGCAUACAUUUUCAUAUCAGUUUGUAUUGCUGUUAUAUAAAAUCAGCCAUUUUGGACAGAUCUGCAGCACAUGAAGAUGAAUACAACAGAAUAAAUCAAGACAUAUUGGCAUAUUGGUAUAAAUUCAGUUGGGCAUGUCUUUUUAUAUGCAGUUUUCUUAAUUCCUGUUUCAACCAGACAUUGAUUCAUUUGAAAUGUCUGGUUGUUUCUCUUAUAGCUUAUUCUGUUUAUUCUCAGUCCGUUUGCUGAGGACCUCUUAUGCCUUAUUUUCAGUGGAUAGCAAUGUUUACAUUGAUUGACAAGCUUGUGCACACAUCAUUUACGUUAGCGUUAUUAUGCAUUAGGGCCUACAGGUUUCCAAAGCCAUGACGCCAGUCUUUUGUGAUUGCCAUGAAGAUUCCUGCCACUUGUUUGCCAUCUUUGCCUGGUGUGGCCUGAAGAGGCGUGAUAGACACUGGGCCCUGCAAUAGUGUAGGCCCUGUCCCUCUUACGUAGACUCCAGCCUCAGCACAGAGACACAUCCUGGGAACAGCCGGUAUCUUUCACGGCCUGAUACAAGGCUUUAAGCGCACUUUAGCACAAGUGUCAAAGCAGGUGAAAAAUGCACUUAGUUCUAUUCACUUCCAAUGACUUGGAAAAACACUGGAACGUUUGUUUCUCUGAUGUCAAAAUACACACACCGUGUUGGCUGGUAUUUAGCAUAAUGAAGGCUGUUUUCAACAAAGAUGUUAAC
This is a messenger RNA of Megalops cyprinoides (Indo-Pacific tarpon), 5154 nucleotides long. RefSeq names its product 1-phosphatidylinositol 4,5-bisphosphate phosphodiesterase delta-3-A-like. The coding region runs from base 200 to 2548 and encodes 782 amino acids. Gene Ontology annotation, biological process: intracellular signal transduction; lipid metabolic process. The record is from RefSeq and is a predicted model, not a curated record. Lineage: Eukaryota; Metazoa; Chordata; Actinopteri; Elopiformes; Megalopidae. The transcript is spliced from 15 exons. Gene Ontology annotation, molecular function: calcium ion binding; phosphatidylinositol-4,5-bisphosphate phospholipase C activity.